Molecule: messenger RNA, 885 nt
Organism: Acaulospora colombiana
Lineage: Eukaryota; Fungi; Glomeromycota; Glomeromycetes; Diversisporales; Acaulosporaceae
Source: the annotation of a GenBank genome assembly
CUUCGAUCUUUUCAAGAACUAGCCGGUCGAGCGAGAAAAGAUGUCAAAGUGGCCGAAGUAAAGGUUGCAGUUUGCUUGUUCCUCUUUGAUAUGAUGAAGCUGAAUGGCAAGCCCAAGAUUGAGAAUGGAAAUUCUGUCUCAAAACACGUCAUGGCCACUCUUGACCACGUUGAAAGCGUUGAAGCAGAUGAAGGGCGCGAAGUGGUGGAAGAGUUUUGGGAGAAAGCUAUAGAGAGUAAAUGUGAAGGACUUAUGAUAAAGUUGUUGGAUGAUACGGAAGUCCUUGUUGAUGAGGAUGAGUAUAUAGUUGACGAGGAUGAGAAGAUUCAAGAAACUCCGCGAAAGAAUAAAAAGAAGGGUAAUGGGGCUCGACGAAAGGCAUUACCGGCUACUUACGAGCCAGCCUUGAUCUUGUUCCAGUUGGUGCAUGGCAUGGACAAGGCCGUAAAGCGAGUUGGUGGAGUCCUGUACUCCUCGCUGUGUAUGACAAAGAACGAGAUUUGCUUUACGGAUGCUUUCUACAAGGAGCUGAAUGCUCGUUAUCCUGAGGGAUCAGAAACGUGUACAAAGACUCCUCAGUGGAAUGUCGAAACAGGAGGUUCUCUCACCAUAAGCCCAACCUCCGUGACUGCUUUGGGCAUGAUUCCUCAAGCUCGUGAGAAGGGUCUAAGCUUGCGUUUUCCUCGGUUUAUGCGACUACGCCCGGACAAGAGCAUCGAGAUGGCGAGUACGCCAGGGUAUGUCGUCCAACUUUGGGUGUCGCAGGAAAAGAAGGGUCAAACUGCGAAUGAGGGUGUAGAAGAUGAUGGUUUACUUGAUUAUGUUGAAGAGGAAGAAGUAGUAGAAGACGAGUACGAGAGUGACGAUAAUUCGCUUAAAGAAUAG